CGAGGCGUAGUUUUUAAUUUGCUGAUAAAAGUGUCAACCAAAUGGCCCUGGUAGAUCAUGACUCAUGGGACAUCGAGUACGAGGGCUGCGAAAGACUGCGCCACCAGUUGCUAGUGCAACUGCAUCAACGCCAGCAGCUGGGGCAGCCCAAGGAGAAGGAGUACAUCCAACUCACAGAUAGCAUAAAAACGGGACUGGAGCAGUUGGGUAAAGAUGUGAAACAUCUCAAGGUAGUACUAGACAAUGCCAUCACAUGGGAGACUAGCCCUCAGGAGGAGCUGCAGCAGCGGCGUAUAGAUUGGGAUAAGCUAACCUCGCAGCUGCGCGAGAUUAAUCAGAAGUUUACGAACAGCACGCGCUCCAAUGUGCUGGCCGCGUUUUCAGGCUCCGCCUGGCAGGAGCAGGUCAGGCCGCCCGCCCCCCGAGAAACACCCAUUGAUGUAGAGACGCUAAAGCUGAGGCAGGCCGAAAUGCUGGAAGAUCAGAAUCGUGGCCUCGAAGCGCUCUCGGCCACUAUUUCCCGACAACGCAGUCUGGCCACCCAGCUGGGCAACGAAGUGGAAGAUCAGAAUAAUAUUCUCGAUAACCUGGCCAAUGCAAUGGAUCGUGUGGAGACGGGAGUGCACCGGGAGACGCACAGCAUUGGGCAAGUGAAUCGACGGGACAGCACUUGGGGCUACUGGCUGGUCAUCAUUGCUCUGUUUGUGGCCAUUCUGGUGGUGGUGUUUGUGUAGUUACCCAAUUCCCAUUGUUAAACGUAUUCUAUGUUAUAUUAUGUCGAAUUUUUUGUACACCUAUAUCAAUGUUUCCGACGAUCCCUUUAGUGUGCAAAUGGUUCCAGUACGAGUAUUUAUACGAACAUUAAACUACUACCUAUAAGAGAAAGA
Drosophila persimilis is the source of this 887-nucleotide messenger RNA. RefSeq names its product syntaxin-8. Gene Ontology annotation, cellular component: endomembrane system; SNARE complex. The record is from RefSeq and is a predicted model, not a curated record. The coding region runs from base 42 to 734 and encodes 230 amino acids. Gene Ontology annotation, biological process: intracellular protein transport; vesicle fusion. NCBI's taxonomy places the organism in Eukaryota, Metazoa, Arthropoda, Insecta, Diptera, Drosophilidae. The transcript is spliced from 2 exons. Gene Ontology annotation, molecular function: SNARE binding; SNAP receptor activity.